AUGAACAAAAACGGAACAGCUAAAAUGAAUGAUAAUCAAAUUAGAGCAGAAGGUAGAAGGUUAUUUAAACGCUUCUAUAACAUUCCUGAUGGUGUUAAUCCUAAAACUCGUAGAAGUUAUUUAAAUGAAGCAAUAGAUUCAUAUGAAGGGUUUGACAUUUCAUCAGAAAGUGAGAGAUUAGCGAGAAUGUUAAAUGUUAAUAUUGAUUUCUAUUAUUGUGAUCCUCAACCAGAAGACGUGGACAUAAAUAAGGUAGACUUUCCAUUAGUGGAAUCAAUAAUGAUAGAUCCAGAAUUUGAAACAGUAAAUAUUUUAUUAACACAGAGUCCAUGUGGAAAACUUCACGCUGACAGAAUAACAGACGUUGAAGCACUCACCGGCUAUAAAGUUUGUCCAUAUUGUAAAGAAGAAGUUUAUUCUAUCCGUGAGGAUCCAGAAAGGAAAAACCAAAGAAGAUUUUUAAAGCAUUGUGAGAAAUGUAAAGAAAAUAAUGGAAGAUUAAUUCAAGACGUUCAAUUGCAAAAGACCCAGCAACCAUAUGCACCACAUAUUACGAAACAGAAGAUAUAUCAGUGGUUAUUAGCUCAUAAUUUGCAGGAAUAUUAUCAACCGACAAGAUAUUAUAUUACUUUUGACUUCGAAACAUUAGAGACUAAAGAAGAAUUACAACUUUCUGAGUGUGCAACUUUGAACGCUUACUUAAAACCAUUCAUGGUAUCAUCAACGGUUAAAUUAAAUGAUAAAACAUAUACGAGGAAUUUUUGUUUAACUUCGAAUGAUUCUUUUAUUUCUGACUGGAUUGAAUUUUUAUUUUCAACCUGUUCAUUAGUUGCUAAAUCAAAUAUGAGUCAAUACGAUGAAUUAAUGAAGCCGCAAACGGUGGGGACUUUGUCCCAUACAUUAAAUGAAAAACAGAAGGAAGCAUUUAAAGAACUUCUAGAUGAGGAAUUCAAUAAAGUGAAUAUCAUAGGUUUUAAUUCGGGAAAGUUUGAUUUAAAUUUAAUUCUUCGUGAUUUAAACACUGCAAAAUGGAAAAUAAAAUCAAUGCUGGGUUCAUCUUCACAAUUUAAGCAAGUCAUUGUAAAGAAAACAAACGCUCCAUAUGAAUUGAGAUUUAUUGACAUCAGAAAUUAUAUAGCGGGUGGGACAUUAGACCAAUUCACUCAAGAUUUCGGAAAUAAUAAA
Molecule: messenger RNA, 1185 nt
Organism: Trichomonas vaginalis G3
Lineage: Eukaryota; Parabasalia; Trichomonadida; Trichomonadidae
Exons: 1
Source: RefSeq, a predicted model, not a curated record